Messenger RNA from Salvia splendens (bonfire salvia), 1863 nucleotides. RefSeq lists its product as uncharacterized. The transcript is spliced from 6 exons. Bases 1 to 1863 code for a protein of 620 amino acids. The record is from RefSeq and is a predicted model, not a curated record. Lineage: Eukaryota; Viridiplantae; Streptophyta; Magnoliopsida; Lamiales; Lamiaceae.
AUGGAGAUUGAUCUUAUUGGAAGCAAUAUGGAAAAUUCUGGUGUGGAAUAUAAUCCUAGGAAACUUGAGGAGCUUCUUUUGGGUCAAGAGAUGUUGUUUAAGGUUCAAAGUAGGGACAACAAGGAGUAUUAUCGCAGAUAUCAAUAUACGAUUAACAAAAUAUGCAAUAUUCAAGAAAUUGUGGAGAAGCAUGUUCCUCUGAACAUUGGAUCAAAAGUUCUGAAUUCUGAUGUGAAGUUGUGUGAUUUACUCUUUAGUGAUGAUAUAGUAGAUGUAAGUGGUAAGGGCUUUGUUACUCCUGAUUUAUCUGUGGUUACCAAGCAAAAUGGGGUUGAGUGGGUUGCUGAAGGAAGUGUGAAUAUGUGCUUGGAAGAUGAGUUUGAUAGUUGUGAUGAUUUCUGCUUUGGAAAGAUCAAGAAGAAGAUGAAGAAAGUAAAUUUGAUUGAAGAAGAAGAUGAGACUUUUGUCAGCUACAUUAUUUACACCAUUGAGUUUCAGAAACGUGGAUUGCCUCAUGCGCAUAUUUUGUUUUUUUUAAGCAAUGAGGAUAAGCAACCUCAUCCACGACGCAUUGAUGAAAUUAUAUCUGCUGAAAUUCCUGGUCCAUUGAUUGAUCCUUAUUAUUAUGAGUGUGUUAAGGAACUUAUGAUGCAUGGUCUGUGUGGUGUGGUUCGAAAAUCAUCCCCUUGCAUGCGUUAUGGACGUUGUACUAAGUAUUAUCCGAAGAAAUUUGUUUCUGAUACAGUAUUUGAUGAUGACGGUUAUCCCAUUUAUAGGCGUAGAGAUAAUGGCCGGGUUGUGUUGAAGGAUGGUAUUUCUUUGGAUAAUAGAUAUGUUGUGCCUCACCAUCGUUUUCUCCUUGUGAAAUAUGUUGGUCAUAUUAAUGUCGAGUGGUGUAAUAAGUCCCGUUCAAUCAAGUAUUUGUUCAAAUAUGUACAUAAGAGUUAUGAUAGGGUGACGACAUCUUUUUUCCAAUCUGGUGUUGAUGGUGCUGAAAAGAAUUUGGAUGAAGUUAGUUUGUAUUAUGAUUAUAGAUAUGUAUCUGCAUGUGAAACUGCUUGGAGAACUUUUGGAUUUGGGAUUCAAUACAAGGAUCCUUCUAUUGAACGGACGAUUCAUGAGAGUAAGUUCUUAGGUUGGAUGGAGGUAAAAAAGUUAUAUUCUGAAGGUAGAAAUUUGACAUAUGGUGAAUUUCCAACCAAGUUUGUGUGGAAGAAGGAUCAUUGGGACCCUAGAAAACAACGUUAUUCGGUUGGGAGGUUGUUUUAUGUUGCUCUCGGAUCUGGUGAUAUGUAUUACUUGAGAUGUUUGUUGAAUGUCGUUAAGGGAGCUAUAUGUUAUGAGGAUCUUAGAUUUAUUAAUGGUGUUCAGUAUGAUUCAUUUAUAGAUGCAUGCUUCGCUUUAGGAUUGUUGGAUGAUGAUAAGGAGUAUAUUGAUGGAAUUGUUGAGGCUUCUUUUUGGUCGUCUGCCCAUUCACUGAGAUUGCUAUUUGUAAGUCUGCUGUCAUCAGAAUCUGUAUCUCGAGCGGAUGUUUUAUGGCAAAAGUGUUGGAAACAUUUAUCUGAUGAUGCUGUUUAUAAUCAGAGAAAAUUAAGGAAUCGACCAGGAAGAGAACACUUGGAAUUUCUAUCAAAGUUUACGGAUGAGCAACUUAAUGUUCAUGAUACCAUAAUGUCGCCUGUGAAUUCAAAAUGGAGGAAAAAUGUGUUUUGUUUAUGGGUAUGGGGGUAUCGGAAAAACAUUCAUUUGGAGGUCUUUGUCAGCAGGGAUUCGUUCGAGAGGAUGAAUUGUGUUAAAUGUGGCAUCCAGUGGCAUAGCUUCUUUAUUGUUACCUGGGGGUGGAACUGCUCACUCACGCUUUAA